AUGGAUACCUUCCUCUUCACUUCGGAGUCUGUCAAUGAAGGCCACCCCGACAAACUAUGUGACCAAGUUUCAGAUGCCAUUCUUGAUGCUUGCCUAGAGCAAGAUCCAGAAAGCAAAGUUGCAUGUGAAACCUGCACAAAGACCAAUAUGGUCAUGGUCUUUGGAGAAAUCACAACCAAGGCCACCGUAAAUUAUGAGAAGAUAGUUCGAGAUACCUGCAGAGGGAUUGGAUUCAUUUCACCUGAUGUUGGCCUUGAUGCUGACAACUGCAAGGUCCUCGUUAAUAUCGAGCAACAGAGCCCUGACAUUGCCCAGGGAGUUCAUGGUCAUCUCACUAAGAAACCUGAGGAAAUUGGAGCUGGGGACCAAGGACACAUGUUUGGCUAUGCCACUGAUGAAACACCAGAACUCAUGCCACUCACUCAUGUCCUUGCCACCAAGCUUGGGGACAAGCUUACUGAAGUGAGAAAGAAUAACACUUGCCCCUGGUUGAGACCUGAUGGUAAGACUCAAGUUACUGUUGAGUACAAGAAUGAUGGUGGUGCCAUGGUUCCUAUUAGAGUUCACACUGUCCUCAUCUCAACCCAGCACGAUGAAACUGUUACAAAUGAACAGAUUGCUGAUGAUUUGAAAGAGCAUGACUCCCUUAGAGAUGCGGGAGCUUAA
Messenger RNA from Fraxinus pennsylvanica, 666 nucleotides. NCBI's taxonomy places the organism in Eukaryota, Viridiplantae, Streptophyta, Magnoliopsida, Lamiales, Oleaceae. The record is from the annotation of a GenBank genome assembly.